GAGGCGAUGGACAACGUGUUCCAGGACUGCUUCAACAUGGGCCAAAUGGCGACUGAUACGAUUGAGGUUCCUGAUGGCCCUACAACACCAGAACCAGUUGCGCCUGGUGCUUGCGCUGUGCCCUGCAUGGAGGGUGAUCCCUUUGCCGUCAGAGACACAUGCGCCGCGCCGGAAGUGGUGGAGGAUUCCUUUCCCGACACGCUUGUGGACCCACUUCCUCAAGAUGCACCUGGGAUGCCAAUCGAUGAAGUCCAGGACUCAGCGGAACCAAAAAGGAAUCCAAAACGGCAGUCUGGGGACGAUCUUUGUGGGGAAGAUCUUUGGGUGCGAAUCAACAGGUGCAAGUGGUCAUCUGUGCGCUUUGUCGACCUUCGGCCAAGUGCUCGGAGUGACAAGGGGCAUGGAGAACCAGUGCGUGUGAAAACAGAAACUGGUGGUGAUGAGUCAGGGAACAAUGGGCUUGAGAUUGUGGCUUCUGAGUUGGGUGCAGUGGAGGUUGCUGAGCGUGCUCCUUCAGAAUCAGCAUUGAAGCAACCAAAUGACUUUGACUUUGUCGGGCCAAAGCUUGAUCUUGGAGCUGCGAAGGAGGAGGCCACCAGCUUACAUGGAGCUGCCUUGAGCAAGCCUUCCUCAGUUAGUGUGCGCGAGGCGCACGAGGGUGGUGGUGGAGCUGCUGCUCCUUCGGCAGAGACUUCAGAUGCCAAGGAUGUUGACACUAAACCGAAGGUCAAGUCUCCGCAGCUUGUGGAUGAGGACACCCAGAAAUGGUGCCAAGAGGUGCGAGAGGAUACCGACGACUACAAAUUGAUCUUUUACUGGACACGGCGGGGGGUUGCCGUCCAGAGGAGGAAGGACAAGAAGCAGGUUUGGUCCAUCAAGGCUACGACAACCCAGAGCUUUUGCGUGUAUGUCUUCUUGGCGAAUGCAGUUGCUGCCUAUUUGCAGCGAUCCAAUGGCUCUCCAGAUGGCCUGGAGGCGAUGGUGGAUGAGGAGCUGAAGCGCCUUUCAACGGCAGUGCUCCGUCUUCCAGGGGCUCAAAACUGA
Molecule: messenger RNA, 1044 nt
Organism: Durusdinium trenchii
Lineage: Eukaryota; Dinophyceae; Suessiales; Symbiodiniaceae
Source: the annotation of a GenBank genome assembly